Xyrichtys novacula (pearly razorfish) is the source of this 5030-nucleotide messenger RNA. The record is from the annotation of a GenBank genome assembly. NCBI's taxonomy places the organism in Eukaryota, Metazoa, Chordata, Actinopteri, Labriformes, Labridae.
UUUUUUUUCUCUCUCUCUCUGUAAAUUUAAAUGCCAGCAGACCUCAAUUAACACAGGGAGACGUUGAAAAAACAUCACUGACUGUCUGAGAAUAUUAAAACUGAAAUAUGGCCUGUUUGUUUGGAUCAUGAGAGCCCCUAUUUACCCAAAGAUCAUACCCAGUUUUGACUGUUUUUAACUCUUAAAGUUCGAGUGAAUCAGACCCACAUUUAAGUUCAAUUAGCCGUUUCAUUAAUGAGCCUUCAGUCUCAGUUCGGCCCUCUAAUCUGACCCUCUCGUCCCAUUAUACGGACGAUUUGGCCAACUGGAUCACACAUGAAAACAACAGGCUGCUCGGUGGUGGCGAUGAACUGGAGGUCAUGCACUGAUGCGUUCAAGUGCGGUCAGGAAUUUCAAACACUUUGAAGGAAAAGACAGUUUGUUAAAAUUGUUGUAAUUUCCGAGUCUUUUAAACACAAACUAGGUGAAGAAUUAUCUUUUAACAUGUGAAACAGUACUACUAUAUGCUUUAAAAGUGUAUUUUUUAUUACUUUAGAUUGAGUUAGAGUUUAUUUAACUGCAUAUUUGGAUGAUUUAGUGACUCAGUCUGUGGUGUUACUGCCCUCUACUGCAUCCAAUACAAGGAUUUCUCCUUUAUUUGGCGUUUAUCACAUUAUUACUGUUGAAAAACGUCCCUGAAGGAGCGGUCAAAGGCAGAACCUGGUGAGUCGGAGGUUUAUUUGUCAAACAACAAUGCUGCCAUCUUGUGACAAAAUGAAGAAAAGCAGGAUGACCCUUCGCUCACGCCUUGAUACCGGUAUUUGGACAUUUUCAUACUGGUAUAAACAGAUCAGGAGAGCCAUAGAGACGCCAAAUAUCUGACAAAACUGGAAAUAGGUGAGAGAAAAUCAGACUUAAGGAGUUCCUCAUCCUGAUUAAAACCAUCAUUAUCAUUUAGAUAACAAGAGGACGAAGGAAGCGGCCUGUUUCCCGUCUAUCAUUAGCUCUGCUUAUGCUGGUUUUAGGCAGCUGUCCAGAAAUUUUCCAUGUUUCCCAUCUCCAACAAAAAAAAAAGAGUUCACAGCUGCUUUCACUUCAUGGAAACGGGAGGUCCAAGUUCGACUCUGCACACCGAGUACAAAAGGAAACAGCCACCUCUGCUCGCUUCUGUUUGAAGGGUCAGAGGAGGUUUUUUAAAGCAUGUAAAUGUAAGAAAAUAUGUGACCUAGUUUUCUCAGGAGGAAAGAGUCGCCGUCUUCUACACCAGUGAGUACACACUCGUUUGUUUUCUCACAGCAUGUUUUUUUAAUCAUAAAUCUGCUGCUGGAUUUGCUUUAUCUGGACUUUUUAAAGAAAGUUUAUCAAGUUUGAAGAAACAUUCAUUCUAGGAAGCUUUUAAGUUACUGGUUUGGCACCUUAACCAAACUCCUGACAGCAGCAGUUACUCUUUACUCUGCAGAGAGGUGAUACUCGUCUACACCUAAGGGGUCAUGCAGCUCUUCUCUUUGUUUAGUCUGUGAGUUAUACAACUUCUGCACGACAGGUAAGGCAGUUUAUAACGUCCUGUUGGGUUCGCAUGUUCUGUUUCAGUAUAAACCAGAUUUAAUCAACACCAUUGUAAGUGAUCUGAGUUGGCACCGUGUGGUUUUAAGUUGAGACCCGGCAGAGGGAGACAAGGAGAAGUUGUGUUGCAGCUUUAUUUCUCUCACAGCUGUGAGGGAAAGUAUUUGCACUCUGUACUCAAUCAGUUUAUCUUCCCCUUACACAACACAGGAUUGCCUCACAGCGGCUCUCCCAGCUCAGUGCGGCUUUAACUCCGUGCUGAGAGGAGGUAAAAGUUCCCCCUCUGUUCCUGCAGUCAUGUAUCUGUACCUCCUGGGGUUGGUUGUCUUCUACUACCUGUACCGCUGGGUCAAGGAGCUGCCCAGGGUCCCGGACAAGGGCAGCAAGCAUGUUUACAUCACGGGCUGCGACAGCGGCUUCGGGAACCUCCUGGCCCGCCAUCUGGACAAGCAGGGGUUCAGAGUCAUCGCUGCUUGUUUCACCGAGAAAGGGGAAGAGGAUCUGAAGAAAUCCUGCUCCAGCAACUUGACGACGACGCACUUGGAUGUCAGGUCGAAGGAAAGCAUCGCCAAAGUCGCAGGGAUGAUCAAGGACAAAGUUGGGGAACGGGGUGAGUUGUGGACUUUAAAUCUGACUUAAACUUCAGGGAUGAUGAUCACAAGAUUUCAGUAGAUCACUGAAGAUGAAGUUCAAGAAGUUGAGUUACCUCUCUGUGUGCCAAAUGUCUGAUUUUGAACCUACUAACCUCCAAACUGGACUCUAGUAUCAGGGUCAAAGUGCUGCUUUAGUGUCGGCUUGUUUGGCUAACUGGAUACCCUCCAUGUUCCCUCUAAGGUUUGUGGGCUGUGGUGAACAACGCCGGCGUGUCCGUCCCCUCCGCCCCCAACGACUGGCUCACCAUCGACGACUUCAAAUACAUGCUGGAUGUGAACCUGAACGGAGUGAUCGCCGUGACCCUGAGCGUCCUUCCUCUCAUCAAGAAGGCCAGGGGACGGGUGGUGAACGUCGCCAGCGUGUUCGGGAGGAUCAGCGUAGUAGGGGGUCCAUACACCGUCUCCAAGUAUGGCGUGGAGGCUUUCAACGACAGUCUGAGGUAAAACAUUAACCCAGAAAAUUAAUUAUUUGUUAGUAUGUGAAGGUUUUGCACUUUGCACUCAAACAGUGAUAAAACAAUUGGGACUUAGGUUAAAUAUGGAGCCGUUUGGCGUGAGAGUCCUCUGCAUCGAGCCGGGGUUCUUCAAAACUAACGUGACGGACGUCGGCAUCCUGAGCAACAACGUCAAAAGUCUGUGGGAGAAACUGCCCCAGGAGGUCAAAGACGACUACGGGCCUGAAUAUCUGCAAAAAUGUAAGACUCAAACAUUUAUUCGCUUUAUUUUGGGUUUGAUUCACUUCAUCUGCACGUCAACGCAUCUAAAUGUCCUUAUUUUGCUUCCAGCAUUAGACGUUAUAUCCAACAAAGUCGCCAAGAUCAGCGAUGGAGACCUGAUGAAGGUGGUGAGCUGUAUGGAGCACGCCGUGUCCGCCGUCCGACCACGCACUCGUUACUCUCCGGGCUGGGACGCCAAGCUCUUCUGGCUGCCGCUCUCGUACAUGCCGUCCUGCGUCAGUGAUUACCUCAUGGGCAAAGAGGCCAUACCUAUCGCCAAACCACGACAGUAGAUUCAUGAAUCGAAGCGCGCUGAUUUGAUGCAGUAAAACAAACGCCAUCACAGCGGAGUUUUACACUUUUGUAACCAACAUUAAAAACAGUUUGUUUGAAGAAGUCUGUUUGUGUCCCCUCUCUAAAUAAACGGGUAAAUCGUGGCUCUUUUUCAGCUAAUCUUAUCCGCAGGCUCAAUCUGUUCUCGGCCAUGAGGAGAGCAGUGUGUGAAAGGUAAAGUGAUAAACUCGAUCCAGACUGGACUUUGUCAAACGAGUGUUUCGCCCCAAUUCUAAGUCGGUUUUCAAGACAAAGUGUUUUUGUUUUGUGGGACCAAAGAGACGGUUUCUAGGGAUCUGAACCUUAGAAACCUGGACCUACUCAGCCCAACAGAACAUUCGUCUCAGAUUUAGUGAAUGACUCAUGCUGGGUUUUCUUCGGCUCUAUUUUCAGACCACGACUCUUCCAUGUGUACACACUUCUUCUCUCACACAUCACUCAUGAGCACAAAUUAGAUGAUUAACAGCUUUACAUAUCAUUAUCGCAACAUCAUCAUCAUCAUCAUCAACAUCAAAUCCCUCGUUUUUUCCUCUAUAAUCUAAAAAAUGUCUUAAAACUCAGUGGUUUAUUUUUAUCAAAUGCUGAAAAUUAACACAUAUAAAACGACAAGAUGACUGUUUUUCUUGUCCCAUGUGUUUUAAGUGUGAAGCACAACACCCUUAUACCAUUACUGAUGCUAACUUUUGAACUCUAUACGAGUAACUAUCCUGGUGGUCCCUACUUUUUUAAGAUGUGGGGACUCAAAUGCACAUGAUAUGUUAAAUUUAGAUGUGUAAAUUGAUGGGAUCAGGCCAUAGGAAGCAUUUCUGGGUCAUUCACAGGUGGUUUUUAGACGGGAUUUUGAGCUAAUUGGAAUGACCUCCAUUACAAAGAUUAGUCUGUUUUUAAUUUAGUCAUGCCAAAGUUGGAAUAUAAGCCACCUAUGAUUGAUGUCCAGCCACGUCCCUCUUAAUACAGAGAUUUCUCCCCAGUUUCCUAAUCUUAGAAACUUUGUUUGUUUUUAGUUAUUUGUUUCUGUUUUUAAAUUUGUUUUUAAAAACAUUGAAACUAUAUUUUACUUUUAAUUCUGCUUUUAUUUUAUCCAUUGUUUUAAUUGUUUCUUGAUUGUUUUUUAUCUUGUUGUUUUGUCUAGUUAUGUACAGCACUUUGUUCAGCUGUGGUUGUUUUAAAGUGCUCUACAAAUAAAGUUGAGUUGAGUUGAGUUGAGUAUAAUACACUCUUUCAUCACCACCAGACUGGACUACUGCAAUAGCCUCUUCUACGGUCUCCCCUCCACUAGACUUCUCACCCGCACCCGCCCAUACAACCACAUCAUUCCCGUCCUCUGUCAAUUUCACUAGCUUCCUGUUGCCCACCAAAUUCAAUUCAAGAUCCUCCUCCUCACCUUUAAGUCCCUCCAUGACCUGGCCCCCGCCUACCUGUCUGACCUCACUGAACCGCCCCCUCCGCUCAGCUGACGCAAACCUCCUCUCACCCCGAACCAAAACCAAGCACUGUACUCUGGGGUACCGGGCCUUCAGUGUCUCCAUCCCCACCCUCUGGAACUCUCUCCCUAAAUACAUCCAUGAAUGCACGGACCUCAGCGGCUUCAAAUCUGCCCUCAAAACCCACUUUUUCACACUCGCUUUUAUUACAUGACCCCCCCAACUCACCAUUAUCCCACCCCUCACAUCUAAGAAUUAAUCUUUGCCUCAUUGUACUUUUGUUUUUUACUUUCUGUACCGUGUCUUUGAGCUCCUGUAAAAAGCGCUGUACAAAUAAAAUGUAUAAUUAUUAUUUAAAAGAA